AUGAAACCCUACAGCCUCCUCAGCUGUUUAGCUAUCCUCGGGCCUGCGGCCUUGACGGUUGCACAAACCCUCAACAUCGUCGCACAUCAAGAUGAUGAUCUACUUUUUAUGUCUCCAGACGUUCUCAACGACGUACGGUCAGGUCGUGCCGUCCGCACCGUCUUCCUCACGGCGGGCGACGCAGGCCAGGGCGAAGACUACUGGACCAGCCGUCAAGCCGGAUCCCUAGCGACUUAUGCACUGAUCGCAGGUGUUGCCAAUGAAUGGAACGAAGGCGACGCAGGCAUCGAGGGAUUCGACAUCCCAGUAUACGAACUCGCAGCCAAACCACAGAUCGAACUCGCUUUCAUGCACAUUCCCGACGGCAACGGAGACGGCUCCGGUUUUGCGUCCACCGGUAGUGUUAGUCUUCAAAAGCUCUGGGAGGGAACCAUCGACCAGAUCGGCACCGUCGAUGCCUCUGGCACUACGUAUACAAGGCAGCAACUUCUGGACGUCCUUUCUGAUAUUAUUGAGAAUUUCAGUCCCGACCGUAUCAACACUCUGGACUAUGUCAACGAUCUCGGUGACGGCGACCAUAGCGAUCACCACACUACUGGGUUCUUUGCCGAUCACGCAUCGCAGGCUGCCGAUAAUGAUGCGGCCUUCUUCGGAUACAUGGGUUAUCCAGUCUCCUCCCUGCCCGCUAACCUCAAUGCCGACCAAAUUGCGGAUAAGAAAACCAUCUUUUAUUUCUAUGCCGGCUAUGAUUCCGGUACUUGCAAUAGCGAUGCUGCUUGCGCUGGCAGACCGGAGCUUUCUUGGCUGGAGCGACAGUAUCAGGUAUGA
This is a messenger RNA of Aspergillus pseudotamarii, 828 nucleotides long. Its product is annotated as PIG-L family deacetylase. Bases 1 to 828 code for a protein of 275 amino acids. Gene Ontology annotation, cellular component: endoplasmic reticulum. Gene Ontology annotation, molecular function: N-acetylglucosaminylphosphatidylinositol deacetylase activity. The record is from RefSeq and is a predicted model, not a curated record. NCBI's taxonomy places the organism in Eukaryota, Fungi, Ascomycota, Eurotiomycetes, Eurotiales, Aspergillaceae. The transcript has a single exon. Gene Ontology annotation, biological process: GPI anchor biosynthetic process.